Molecule: messenger RNA, 3081 nt
Organism: Anolis carolinensis (green anole)
Lineage: Eukaryota; Metazoa; Chordata; Lepidosauria; Squamata; Anolidae
Product: zinc finger protein 567
Exons: 10
Coding region: 172-1824 (550 amino acids)
Biological process (GO): regulation of transcription by RNA polymerase II
Molecular function (GO): DNA-binding transcription factor activity, RNA polymerase II-specific; RNA polymerase II cis-regulatory region sequence-specific DNA binding
Source: RefSeq, a predicted model, not a curated record
GGCCCCGCCUACCGGUCCAGGCCCCGCCUUCUUUGGAUGAUCCUUUUGUGCUCUGCUGCCAGCUUUGCCUGAAAGGCUCCGCCCACCGCUCCAGGCCCUGCCCUCUCCCUAAGCCCCGCCCUCUCUUGGGCUUUUGUGCUCCGCUGGACCAGGAGCCGCGGCGGCGGUGCCAUGGAGGAGGCGGAGGCGGGUCUCCUGCGGGAGUCGCUGCGCUGCCCGCUGUGCCGGGACCUCUUCCGCGACCCGGUGCUGCUCUCGGGCUGCGGGCACAGCCUGUGCCGGGCCUGCGUGGCCCAGUGCUGGGCUCCCUUCGCCAGGCGCCUGCGCUGCCCGCACUGCCGGGAGCCCCUCCCGCUCCAAGGGCUGCUCCAGCCCAACCCGCUCCUGGGCAGCCUCGCCCAGCGCCUCCGGGGGAUGCGAGCAGGAGGACCCGCCCCCACCAUGGCCCCCAAGAGCGCAGCAGCAGCGGCCACGGGGGUCUUUGGGGGAAAGUCUGGAGAAUUUCUGGAAAAUCAGGCUCUUUUGGGAAAAGAGAGAGAAACCCAAAUUAGUAAAGGGAAGCAAAGAGAGGAACUGCUGAAACAGAUGGAGAUGGAAGAGCAGCAUGUUAUCUGGGAAUGGAAGGAACUGCGAGGGUUCUUGGAAGAGUGGGAAAAGCACUGGCUGAAUCAUUUGGAAGAGCUCAAGAGAGACGUUGUCCAUGGCGGCUACGAGCAAGACUCCAAAGUGGCCAGUGAAGAUUCACUGCUACAGGAACUUCUGGGCAAGCAAGAAAGAGACACAUCACUGACACAGUCUUUGCAGGGUGUUGAAAGCACCGAGAACAGCAUGGAGGAUGGAGUGUUAAAGGUAGACUCCGCUGUAGCAGAGCUCAAACAGAGGCUCCACAGGUUCUCCUGGAAGCGAGCCCUCCUACAGGAAACAUUGCUGCAAUUUAAAGAACAACUCCAGUUGGAAAUGAAUGGCGAUACAGCUCCAGGUUACAGGAUAGAAUCCUCAUUUCAGUCUAAAGUGACCAGUCAUCCCCAAGAAGACAGAGAAGAAACAUCUGCAAAAGAGAUCCAGAAAAAUGCUUCUGAAAAACUUCUGACUGAUGAAAAAAUAAUCAAAGAGGAACUGACACCCUUCAAGGGACAUUCAGAAGAGCCGUGGUUGGGAUUGCCACACAUUACAGCUGCCCUCCCUAAGAAGAUCAAGGAAGAAGAGGAGGAAACUGGCAUCUCUGCCGAACACAUUACACUGUUACAUGGAAUUAAAGAAGAAGAUCCUCGCCAAAGUGGUCCUGAGAUGGUGGAGCGGACGGCCAUAAGAUUGCAAAGAUCAGAAGGCAAUGUAUCCCAGAGUAACCAGCAGACUGAUGGAGAUGGCCUCCGUGGAAAUAGUGUGGCAAAGAUAAGUGGUCAGUCUGCUUGUACCAGAAGAAACUAUGGAGAAGCAGCUGCUCGGAAACGGAAAGACAAAUGUUACCCCUGUCCUGAAUGUGGGAAGAUCUUCCGUCAGUUUGGGGUCUUGAUCACACACCACCGGCUCCACACAGGAGAGAAGCCCUACAGUUGCGCUUACUGCGCAAAAGGAUUCAGUGAUUAUUCCAAUCUGAUUGCGCACCAAAGAACCCACACUGGGGAAAAGCCCUACCGGUGCGCUGACUGUGGGAAGAGCUUCACGCGUAGCACAACCCUCACCAUUCACCAGAGAGGCCACACGCGGGAGAAGCCCUACCCUUGUCUCCAGUGUGGGAAACGCUUCAGCCGGGCCUCGAACCUCACCAUCCACCAGAGAACUCAUGCAGGGGAAAGAAACAUGCCAUAUUGUGAUCCAGAAUAAAAUAAAAUGGGGGGGGGAUUAAACACACAGCUCGGACCUUACAGUGUGGGAAAUGCACACAGCUUUGCUGAUACAAGGCCCCUUUCCCAAUGGAGCAAUCAAUUCAAGCUGCAGGAAAAGAAAUUUUACCUAAACAUUAGGAGAGGCUUCCUAAGAGUAAGAGAUGUUCAAAGGUGGAGUAUGCUUCCUGGGAGUGGGAGUGGCAGAUGCUGGAUGGCUAUCUGUUGGGAGCGGUUUGAUUGUGUGUUCCUGCAUGACAGGAUGGGGUUGGAUUAGAUAGCCCUUGAGGUCUCUUCUGACUAUGUUUCUGUGACUUACAAUCUGCAGGGAGGAUUCUGGAAGUCAAAGUUCGACUUUUCUGUGUUCUCACUCAACCUAUGCAAGGAGGGAAAAUGUGCCCAAUGGUGGGAAGGCUAAGAUAUAGCAUUUUCUUUAUCUUAAAUUAUGUUAAAUGUUGCAAUCUGCCUGAAUCAUACUGGAACAGCAUAUUAAGAGAAGAAUCAUUGUGCAAGUAGUUGCACUUGGUUUGUGUAAGUGCAGCUGAUUAUUGUGCAGACACACACAUAGCUACCUCCCUUGCUUUUGACUUGGUGGAUACGGAACGGGUUGGCUAUUUCACAAGGGAUGUGCUUUAGCCUGUGGUGCCCACUGUGCAACUGGCUGAGGAACUGUAGAAUCCAUCAGAAGGAUGCUGGCAUACAUUUAUGUUUUGCUAAAAGUGUAUGGGAGAUCCAGUGUGGUGUAGCGAUCAAUGGUUUGAUUAUGACUCCAGAGACCACAGUUAAAUUCCCCAUUCAGCCAUGGAAACCACCUGAGGACCCUUCCAGACAGGCCCUAUAUCCCAGGAUCUGAUCCCAGAUUUUCAAUUUUUCCCAGAUUAUCUGGCAAUACGGACUCAUAUAAUCCACUCAUAUAUCCCAGGAUCAGAUCCUGGGAUAUAGGGCCUGUCUGGAAGGGCCCUGAGUGACCAUAGGCAAGUCACAUUCUCAUCCCCAGAAAAUCUUGUGAUAGGGUUGCUAGAAGUCAGAAAUGACCUCAAAACAUACAACAGCCAAAAUGUAUGAGGAUCUCAAGCUGGGUAUGCAGUUGCUGGUCAGGGGUUUAAGAAGCCAGGACUAACUGGAUCCCCUCCAUGAAGGCACAUUCCUCUUUAUCCUGGAAAUAUGUGAAUAAAUGAGAUUUUACACAACUGUUCUAUAAUGAUGUUUCUUCCUACCUCUUUCAUCCCAAACCCCAAAUAAAAGAGGCUGAACUGAA